CAGGCAGAAACCACAUUAGAACUGAUACCGUUCUCCGAUAUAUAUAUCUCCGGCGGGAUCAGGUCUCUUUCUCUCUCUCUCUCUCUCUCUCUCUCUCUCUCUCUCUCAAUUCCUCCAUUUUUACAAACUCAUAUCGAAGAGCUUCGUAAACUUCUAGAAGAUCUCAACCAGAUUGAACUUAUCAUUGCCGACUUCUGUCUCCUAAAUUCAUAACAGGAGUUCAAUUUCGGCAAUUUAGCUUCAAUUGUUAUCGUAUCGGGACUCCUCUCGCUUGUGUCGCAACAGUUAUUGGCAGAUUCUGUGGUUUUAGACAAAACCUAGUUUUUUGGACUAGGCUCAAUGGGGAUCACGUUCAAGAUCUCGAGGAUAGGCUCUAUAUUUCGUCACUCAGCGCAGAUAGAGAACGCCGAUGAAGAAAACGUCGCUGGAAGUGAAAAGGACAGUAGUCGGGUUGUUGGUAACAAUGAUUCUACUUCUACAUCUGCAGGGAAACCUGAGGUUAAUGCCAUUUGCAAAACUGGGAAUGUUACUGAAAUGCCUGAAGGCGAAGUUUCCUUUGUGCUGAACCUGUUUCCAGAUAGCUAUUCUGUUACAAAACCUUCAGUGAAUGAGUCAGGAAAUCAAGACAGCCAAAAGUUGUUACGUCCAUAUGACAAGACAGUUGAAAUUCUCACUAUGGCGAUUGAACGUGGCCAACUUCCUCCAGAUAUUCUUGGUGAUUUUCCUUUGAAGUAUGUAAACGGGGCAAUUGUUUGUGAGGUGCGAGAUUACAGAAAGUGCACUCCUGAAGUUGGGACUACAAUGCCUCCUUCUAAUCAUCCUAUUAUUCACAAAGUGUGUCUUAGGAUGUCUUUAGCAAAUGUUGUGAAGGAUAUGCCUAUGAUAUCCGACGAUAAUUGGACUUAUGGUGAUAUGAUGGAAGCGGAGUCCAGAAUUAUGAAAGCUUUGCAACCAAAACUUUGUCUCGAUCCAACACCUCAGUUAGGCCGGCUUUGUUCUAACCCAGUCACUACCAAGCUUGAUCUGGACGUAGGCAGCCUUCGUAGGAAGAGACUGAAGAUGAUUCAAGAUGCCAUUAAUGCGAAAAAAGGCUAUAUAGAUAGAGUGCCGGAAAGUUCAACCUCAAUCUCCAGGUUGGGAGAAUCUGGACUCACAAGUAUGAUCCCACAACAUGCACAUGCAAAUAUUUCAACUCAGAAUGUUAAUCCAACUACCAAUAUGAUGACAUCGGGAAUCAAGAAUGGUGCAACCGAUCCUUCUACCCCGUUUAUACCUUUAACAAUUCAACAAUCACAGCCACAUCAUAUGAGCAUGGCAAACCAAAGGCUGAUGAUGCAGGAAAAUAAUGUGAGUCAGGAAGCGAUGUACUCAUACGCUAGUAAUAUUGCUAAUGCUAAUGGAAAAAGAGAAUAUCAGGAUGCGUCAAACGCUUCUUUAAACAACUUACCUAAGCGGAUGAGGGUUACAGUUGCAAAUGCUGAGAAUCAAAUUGGACAACACAUGGACAACUUCCAAGGUUCAGAUAUUAAUUGGAAGAAUGCAACAAGAGGGAUGCAAAAAUAUCCCCAACAGAUAUAUGCAGAUCAACAGCCGGGGGGAAUGAGGUUGGUUGCUAAGGAAGAACCGGUUGAAAUGGAGAGAUUACAAGAAGCAACCCAGAGUAGAAAUGAAAUAAUGCAGCAGAGGUUACCGCCCCAGCAAGCGUAUAUGAGAUCUAAUUUCCCACAAACUGCGUGGAAUAAUAAUCUUGGACAGACUCACGAGAUGAGCACUAGGAAAGAUGAGCAGUCUCAGAAAAGAAAACCAGCUCAAAGUCCAAGAGUUGGUGGUUUUCCGCAAUCUCCAUUGUCGUCUAAAUCUGGAGAAUUCUCAAGUGGUGGUUCUAUGGGACACCAAUUUGGACCAGCUGUAACCUCUUCUCUUGGUGUAUCCCAGAAGGAUAAUAAAUCUGCAGUCAAUUCGAAACCUGCCACAUCUAGUGAUUCGUUGCAGAGGCAUCCACAUAUUGUUGCCAAACGAAGACCAAACUCCCAACAUAAGAACUCCGCAAUUAGUGGAGUUGGAUCUCCAGCAAGUGUGGGUAAUAUGAGUAUUGUUCCCCUCAGUGCUAGCAGUCCUCCAGUCGGAACACCUCAAUUGAUUGAUCCACAACUGAUGAAUAGGCUCUCAAAGAUUGAGAUGUUGUCUGCAAGGUAUAAGUUAAUUCGUAAACCCAACAACAAAGUGGUGGAAAACUACCAUGUGAGGAAUCCUGGCAAAUUUCCUUCAGAGACUGUGUCAGCUUUUCUCUCUAAUGAUGUGAAUUGCGAGAUUACUAGAGAUUUAACGUGCCCAAUGCCUCUAUCAAAGUCUCUUAUUGGAGGUAACAUGAAUGUCAACAAGAUAAGGGUCCUGAAUUUUGUACAGACAGAUCAUAGUACACUUCAAGGAGAUGGGUUUUCUUCUGGUGUCCCAAGACCACGGAUUAGAAUGAUAAUGUCGGAGAAAUCAAAUGAUGGCAUGAUAGCUAUGCAUUUUGGUGAUAUAGAUGAUAGUGAAUAUUUAGCCGCAGAAGAAUAUCUUCCUACAUUGCCAAAUGCUCAUUUUGCGGACUUGCUUGCAACACAAUUAUGCAAACUGAUGAUACAAGAUGGGUAUCAUGUGGAAGAUCACUUGCAAGUAAAACCACUAAACCGGACUAACCAUCCUGCAUCGAACAUCAAUCAAGUUAACACCACCCUGGGGACUCCUAGUGGGUUUGUUGAGAUUCAGCCACAUCAUCACCAUCAUCAUCCUGAUUCUGUUUCGAGUCAACAACUCACGAGUGAAGCUCCUCCAAAGCCAUCUAACAGUGGACAUUCCUCUCUUCUUCUACCCAAUACUACUACAACAACAAGAAUGUUGCCUCCUCCCGGUAAUGUUGCCUCCUUGCAGCAGAUGUCUCAAGGGCUCCUUCAAAGUGGUCAACUGCCGCCAUUAAGGCCUCAGCAGCAGCAACAACAGCAACAAUCAGACAAUACUCCUCAACCGUCCCUUCCACAACAACAACCGUCAAUGACUCAGCAUCCUUCGAUUCCACAGAGAUCAUCACUGUCUCAAAUGAACCCAAAUUCACAGUUGGGUAAUAAUCAUAAUAUGUCUUAUAAACCUUCAUCUAUCCAACUUCAGAUUAUGCAACAACAGCAACAAACACAAAGGAACUUGAUAAUGGGGUUGGGACCCGCGGCUGUGAACAUGGGAAAUAUCAUGGGGCAAAGGAUGGUGGGACCUACUACUGCCAUGUCGUCUCAAAUGGGACAACAGAUUUCGGGUAUGGGUCAGCAGAAUUCAAUGAGUGGUAUUGGACAGACGACCACCAAUCUUAACAAUGCGCUUAGAUCAGGGCAGAUUACACCAACACAGGCGCAAAUAAUGGCCAAGCUAAGGAUGGCUCAAAACCGAGCUAGCAUGUUAGGUGCCGGAGGCCCUCAGGCGGCAGCGGCAGCAGCAGCAGCCAUAGGUGGUGGGAUGUCGUCUGUUGGUGCUAGACAGAUGCAUCAUCAUCAUCCUGGGACUACAACUGCUCUUCAAAUGCUAGGUCAAACGACUCCCAAUCGAGGAAAUUUGAUGAACCCUACUACUCAAAACCGAUCUUCGCCUAUGGUAGGACCCAUGGGUCCACCGAAGAUGAUGCCUGGCAUGAACAUGUAUAUGACUCCGCAACAGCAGCAGUUACACCAACAGCAACAGUUGCAAUUCCAGCAACUGCACCAACAACAGUUGCAACAACAACAAUUCCAGCAGAAGCAACAACAACAAGAAUCAUUGACCACUUCUUCUCCUCUACAAGCUAUUGUAACCGCUUCCUCCACACAGCAGGUGGGUGGUUCUCCUUCAACAAUAAUGAGUAGUAUGCAACAGAUGAACCAAGUGACCCAGCAGAUGAACCAGAGAAUUCCAAUGAGUCCACAGAUUAGCUCUGGAGGAGCUAUUAUGCACACAUUAAGCACAGGAAAUGUCGAAAGCCCUCCAUUGAAUAGUAAUAGUAAUAAUAAUAAUAAUUCAUCAGUUGAAUUACAAGGUGCUGCUACUAACAGGAGCAACUCUACAAACAACAACAACAACAACGGAUGAUAAACCGAAGAGGUUGGUGUGUUCUAUACAAUGGACAAUGUUGAUGUUAACAAAGGAGGAUUGAAGUUGAAGCUGGUGAACUUCUCCAAUAAGGGGCAUUAAUGUUGUCUUGUAGAUGCAAACUGAAUACCAUAGAUAGAUAGAUAGAAAGACAAACAAACAAGACCCUCUCAUUCCCGCUGGGGGUAUUAGAUUUUACAUUUGCUGAAUAUUUUGGAGAUAUUGUUUUCUUUUUCUUUUUUUUUUUGGGUUUUUUUAAGGUACUUUUGAUAUAUUAACAAUAUGAUGGAACUAUUUAUACAAAUUUAGACUUGUUUUUUUCAA
This is a messenger RNA of Impatiens glandulifera, 4416 nucleotides long. RefSeq names its product protein PHYTOCHROME-DEPENDENT LATE-FLOWERING-like. Lineage: Eukaryota; Viridiplantae; Streptophyta; Magnoliopsida; Ericales; Balsaminaceae. Gene Ontology annotation, cellular component: SAGA complex. Gene Ontology annotation, molecular function: transcription coregulator activity. The transcript is spliced from 13 exons. Gene Ontology annotation, biological process: regulation of transcription by RNA polymerase II. The record is from RefSeq and is a predicted model, not a curated record. Bases 340 to 4092 code for a protein of 1250 amino acids.